UUAUUAUUUUCUUUAGUAGUCCAUUUGGCGAUCUUAGACCUGUUCCCACUCGCUUGCAAGCAACUCGACAAAGUCCUUCCAGCCUUGUAGAUCCUCAGCCUCCUUCGCAUACAGAACCUCGUCCAGAGAACGUAGAUGUACAUCGCAAAGCAAUGGCUUUGGAAGGGUUAUGCGCAAGAUUCCUUCCAACGGUUAGAAAACAUUGCUUUGCGCAAAGGACAGCCAAGGAGUACGUGAAGCGUUGCGGUGGAUAUUUCCAUGACUGCCGUAGUUUCCUGCCCCGAUCGGAUCCACUUUACAACAUCGCUUAUGCAUUCAAUUCAAAGGUCGGUUUAAACCUUGGUACAGUCGAGGUUAAUGGCAUACCAUACUACCCAAUCAACGAAGAAGGGUCGAUUGGAGUGGGAAGAGUGGCAAAUGUUCCAUUUGGAUCAUGGGGCGGAGGAUAUUCGGAGAAUCUUGGAGUAUCUGUACCAGUGAAACAAGGUGAACUUGGAAAACCUAUCGGUGUAGAUGUAUCUGUACCAGUGAAACAAGGUGAGCUUGGAAAACCUAUCGGUGUAGAUGUUGGUGGAGGUGUCGGCCCAUAUUAUCAACAAAAUCAGCAUGUUGGAGUGGAUUAUAUGAACGGACAAGUUGGCACGAACUUUGGUGUUGGCGUACCAUUUGCUGGAGUAGGAGUGAACACAGGGUUGGGAGUAUCAUUCCCAUCCGUCAACGAUAUCGUCGGAUAG
Molecule: messenger RNA, 734 nt
Organism: Strongylus vulgaris
Lineage: Eukaryota; Metazoa; Nematoda; Chromadorea; Rhabditida; Strongylidae
Source: the annotation of a GenBank genome assembly